This is a messenger RNA of Aplosporella prunicola CBS 121167, 400 nucleotides long. RefSeq lists its product as uncharacterized. The coding region runs from base 5 to 292 and encodes 95 amino acids. Lineage: Eukaryota; Fungi; Ascomycota; Dothideomycetes; Botryosphaeriales; Aplosporellaceae. The transcript has a single exon. The record is from RefSeq and is a predicted model, not a curated record.
CCGCAUGCCGCCGCCUCCGCCGUACGUCGAGCCACCGCCGUACUCCGAAGAGGAGGUGGUGGAGACGGUGGAGGAGGAGGGGGAGGAAGACGACGACGAUGACGACGGCGACCACCACUACCACGCCGCCGAGGAGGACGACGAUGAGAGCGCCAACGAGAACGGCGACGACGACGACGAUGAUGACGAUGAUGACGACGACGACGGCCAUGAUGACGGCCACCACCGCCACCACCACCAUCAUCAUCAUCAGGAGGUGGAGGAGAAGGACGAGGAGGGAGCGUGGAUUUGAGUGGUGGGAGGAGAUGGCCGGUCUCCGCCGCCCUGCUGCUGACCCUUUGCCGCCGCCCCGCCGCCCAAGUCUUCCCCGAACGUCUGUAGAAUAGUAUUGUACAACAUC